AUGAUUGAAACGGGUUAUGCCGGAAGAAAUAGUGAUGGAGGUAUAUUCAGGGCCCCAGCAAUAAAAUAUUGGAUACAUCGUGGUGAACUUGAUAUUCCUACCCCCUCACCAUUGACUUAUGAUGAAAACUACAGCUCAUUUCCAUAUUACUUUGUUGCCGAUGAAGCAUUUCCGUUGUCAAGAUAUAUAAUGAGACCUUACCCUCAAAGAGUUUUGGAUAAUGUAAAAAGAAUAUAUAACUACAGAAUUAGCAGAGCAAGGAAAACCAUUGAAUGUACUAUUGGGAUGAUCUGUGAAAAGUUUGCUGUUUUAAAUGGUCCAAUUCGCAUUAGAGAGUCCGAAAAUGUGAACUUCGUCAUCAAAGCCACAUGCGUUCUCCAUAACUAUGUACGAAAACUAGAGGGACUUCCAUACGUAUCUACCUAUUCCCAGGACUGUGAACCCAAUGACCACAUCGAUGUAAGAACUACUGCACAAAAUAUGACAAUAAACGAAACCUCUUCUCCAGCCGUACUUAGAAAUUAUUUAGCAAAUUAUUUUCUUACCCCACGAGGAUCUGUGCCUUGGCGAUGGAAAUUUGCUAUUAACUAA
Acyrthosiphon pisum (pea aphid) is the source of this 591-nucleotide messenger RNA. RefSeq lists its product as uncharacterized. NCBI's taxonomy places the organism in Eukaryota, Metazoa, Arthropoda, Insecta, Hemiptera, Aphididae. The record is from RefSeq and is a predicted model, not a curated record. Bases 1 to 591 code for a protein of 196 amino acids. The transcript has a single exon.